CCUCCUCCCCCUCUACCUAGCGAUUUAGCAUUCUGGGGUUUCCGGGUUAUUUUUUUUCUCUCUUUUCUCAUUUUCUGUGGGAGAGACAGUAACUAUUUUUCUUUUCUUUUCUUUUUCCUUUUCUUCCCUUAAUUAAUUAAUUAUGAUUUGUUCUCUCCCCCCAUUCUAGGUUGCCUUCCUAUUUUCCUUAUUAUUAUUGAUAAUUAAUGAUUGAAACCCCUGGGAUGGGGUUUGGUCUACGCAAGCAAAUUCCCCUGCACUUUGGUCGCUGCUGGGAACCUUGCACGCCUCCCUGGCCCGCUGGACCAAUCAGGGCCCCCUUGGCGAUGGACCCAUCGGCCGUCCAGCGUUCGAGGCCUCGAAUGAAGGCGGGGAUGACCAGCAGGAUAACUAUUCCAGACCCUCGUAGCCUAUGGGGGGCACGGCUGCUAAUUUUGGUGUGGCCUGGAAUGGCGUUACUUUUUGCUUUUUUCGCUGCGUUAUCUGGGUUGUUUUGUUACCCGGAGCUAGCAUUUCAUGGCCCGUACUUUGCUGAGGUUCCUUUCCCUGGCUCGAUGCGCUUGGGAAUCGUCCUCCAGCGUCCAUGUACCUCAGGUACCCUACACGAAGAUAAAGAAACGGGGGAAGCGCGUGAGGACGAGGAUUUUCCGCGCAUCACACCACCCUCCAGGCGGGUUCUCCAGGAAUGACUGGCCGUCGUACUUGUUUUUAUUAUCAGGAUUAUUUCCCUUCCCCCUUUGGCAUCUGACACAGUCACCGGCCAUGGUCGCCCGUCCCCAGUAAGCCCGGAUGAUCUAGCAGAAUGUCUAUCGAAUAAACAAAGGCCCUAGCACCGCCAGAUUGGCUCGAAUCAUU
Aspergillus steynii IBT 23096 is the source of this 855-nucleotide messenger RNA. RefSeq lists its product as uncharacterized. The record is from RefSeq and is a predicted model, not a curated record. Bases 207 to 689 code for a protein of 160 amino acids. Lineage: Eukaryota; Fungi; Ascomycota; Eurotiomycetes; Eurotiales; Aspergillaceae. The transcript is spliced from 3 exons.